Molecule: messenger RNA, 1190 nt
Organism: Lactuca sativa (garden lettuce)
Lineage: Eukaryota; Viridiplantae; Streptophyta; Magnoliopsida; Asterales; Asteraceae
Product: GDSL esterase/lipase At4g26790
Molecular function (GO): hydrolase activity, acting on ester bonds
Source: RefSeq, a predicted model, not a curated record
CCUGUCAUUAAUCACAUAAUGACGACAUUAAUUUGUCAUUGUAUCAACAAACCAUAAAUUUCUGCCAUUAAUGCAACCUUUCCAUCUCUAAAAAUCUUGAAUUUAUAUGAUAUUUCGUGCAAAUCGGUUUUAAACUUAUGGCAGAGAUGCAGGCUAUACAUUUGCUGUUAUUUGGUCAGUUUUUAGCUCAAUUGAUCAUGAUUCAUGCGAAAGUAUCAUCGAUUAUUGUAUUUGGAGACUCUACUGUUGAUGCUGGGAACAAUAACCACGUGGCAACAGUUCUGAGAAGCAACUUUCAACCUUAUGGUCGUGAUUUCUAUGGCAGCCGGCCCACUGGCCGGUUUUGUAACGGUCGGAUUGCUACUGAUUUCAUAUCGGAGGCUUUUGGGAUCCGGUCUAUUGUGCCGGCUUAUUUGGAUCCGAAUUAUAAUAUGGUAGAUUUUGCAAAAGGGGUCAGCUUUGCUUCUGCUGGAACAGGUUAUGAUAAUCUUACUGCUGCAAUACUUUCUGUAAUACCACUAUGGAAGGAGCUGGAAUACUUCAAGGAAUACCAAACCAAUUUGAAAGCUCACUUGGGAGAUGCAAAAGCUAGCAAAGUAUUGAGUGAAGCACUUUAUUUGAUAAGCCUUGGAACCAAUGAUUUCCUAGAAAACUAUUUCGCACUUCCAAUUAGAUCAAGAGUCUAUUCCAUUGAAGAAUAUGAGAAAUUUCUUGAAGAUAUAGCCAGAAAUUUUGUCAAAGAUUUAUAUAAUUUAGGAGCUCGAAAAAUAUCUCUAAAUGGGCUUCCUCCUAUGGGUUGUUUGCCACUAGAACGCACUGAAAAUUACUUUUCAGGGACGAAAUGUGUACAACUAUAUAAUCGUGUGGCUAAGGAGUUUAAUCUGAAGUUGAAGCAUUUGGUCAAGAAGCUAAAUAAGGAGUUGGCUGGUAUACAAUUGGUCUAUUCGGAUAUAUAUUACAUUCUAUCAGAUGUCAUCAAGAAUCCACGCUCUUUUGGGUUUGAUGAUGGAGAGAGAGCAUGUUGUGCGACAGGAAGAUUUGAGAUGAGUUACUUAUGCAACAGAUAUAACCCAUUUACAUGUAAAGUUGCAAAUAAAUAUGUAUUUUGGGAUUCAUUUCACCCAUCUGAGAAGACAAAUCUAAUAGUUGCACAACAUGCAAUCAAGACAUCUUUGGUUGCAUUUAUGUAA